Messenger RNA from Aspergillus chevalieri, 1266 nucleotides. Its product is annotated as NEDD8-activating protein UBA3. Gene Ontology annotation, biological process: protein neddylation. Gene Ontology annotation, molecular function: NEDD8 activating enzyme activity. The coding region runs from base 1 to 1266 and encodes 421 amino acids. NCBI's taxonomy places the organism in Eukaryota, Fungi, Ascomycota, Eurotiomycetes, Eurotiales, Aspergillaceae. The record is from RefSeq and is a predicted model, not a curated record. The transcript has 6 exons. Gene Ontology annotation, cellular component: nucleus; cytoplasm.
AUGAAACCUGUAGACCCUGCACUUCGAUGGAAGUCUCUUUACAAGGUCCUGAAUAAGCCGGGCCCUUCCAGCGAUGAGGAUUGGGUCCCUGGUCCAGAGACGAUAGAUGCUUUAGAAUCAUCAAAAGUCUUGGUUAUUGGCGCCGGAGGUCUAGGAUGUGACAUUCUGAAGAACCUUGCGCUGUCCGGAUUCAAAGACAUCCAUGUCAUUGACAUGGACACAAUCGAUAUUUCCAACCUGAACCGACAGUUCUUAUUCCGACAGUCCGACAUAGGAAAGCCUAAAGCCGAGGUUGCUGCAGCAUUCGUUGAGAAGCGAGUGAAGGGAGUUAAGAUUACCCCGUACGUGGGCAAGAUCCAGGAUAAAGAUGAAGACUACUACAUGCAGUUCAAGAUCAUCGUCUGCGGUCUUGACAGCAUUGAGGCCAGGCGGUGGAUUAAUUCGACACUGAUUGGAAUGCUUGAUCCCGAGAACCCUGAGAGCUUGAAGCCGCUUAUCGAUGGCGGUACAGAGGGAUUCAAGGGUCAAGCCCGUGUUAUUCUGCCCACUCUUUCAUCCUGCAUUGAAUGCCAACUCGAUAUGCACGCUCCUCGUCCCGCCGUUCCCCUCUGCACAAUUGCGACCAUUCCCCGACAGCCCCAGCACUGUAUUGAAUGGGCACACCAAAUUGCCUGGCAGGAGCGGCGCAAAGACGACACUUUCGAUAGCGACGACAUGGAGCACAUCGGCUGGGUUUAUGAGACUGCCCUCGAACGAGCGAAACAGUUCCACAUUCACGGAGUGACAUUCCAGAUGACACAGGGAGUAGUGAAGAACAUCAUCCCCGCCAUUGCCUCGACCAACGCCGUUAUCGCAGCCUCCACUACUUCUGAAGCAUUGAAGAUCGCCACAUCGUGCAACCCAUAUCUGGAGAAUUACAUGAUGUACGCUGGAGAAGAGGGUGUCUACACUUACACAUUCGAAGCAGAGAAGAAGCCCGACUGCCCCGUGUGCGGAAACCUUGCGCGCAAGAUGACUGUUGACUCGAAUAUGACGCUGGAGGCCUUCAUCGAAAGUCUUGGAGAGCGGGCCGAAGCGCAGCUGAAGAAGCCUAGUAUGCGGACGGAAGAGAAGACGCUCUACCAGCGGUUCCCUCCUCAGUUGGAGGAGCAAACGAGGCCUCACUUGAAGCUCAAGCUUAAGGAUCUGGUGACGAAUGGCCAGGAGAUUGCGGUCAGUGAUCCUGCGUAUCUGAUUGAUUUCCGGUACCAGUUGAUCUUCCAAUGA